Messenger RNA from Scheffersomyces stipitis CBS 6054, 747 nucleotides. It is a transcript of the gene DPB4, whose product is annotated as DNA polymerase epsilon noncatalytic subunit. Gene Ontology annotation, cellular component: CHRAC; epsilon DNA polymerase complex. The transcript has a single exon. The coding region runs from base 1 to 747 and encodes 248 amino acids. Gene Ontology annotation, biological process: heterochromatin formation; leading strand elongation; DNA damage response. Lineage: Eukaryota; Fungi; Ascomycota; Pichiomycetes; Serinales; Debaryomycetaceae. Gene Ontology annotation, molecular function: protein heterodimerization activity; chromatin DNA binding. The record is from RefSeq and is a predicted model, not a curated record.
AUGCCACCAAAGGGAUGGAGAAAGAAUGCCGAUGGCCAAUACCCUCAGCCCAACAAAGAUGCCGAGCUUGUAUCUAUAGAUGAUAUCUUGUUUCCCAGAUCGUCAGUGCAGAAACUUGCUAAAAACAUAAUAGCUGGCGAUGAAGGUAGCAAUAUGAUUUUGGCUAAGGACUCGAUGACGGCAUUGCAGCGUUCGGCAACUGUCUUUGUAUCUUAUAUCCUUUUCCAUGCUCGUCAGUUAUCUAAAGAGGGAACCAGAAAGACCAUCUCCACCCAGGAUAUUAUUCAUGCCUUGGAGAGAGCGGAGUUUGCUGGGUUUAUUCCUGAGGUCAAGCACAAAUUGAGUGCCUAUGAAAGCAAUGUAGCACUCAAGAAAAAAGUGAAGUCUGACACCAAGGCUGCAGCUGUUGUUUCUAAUUCAGAAGAUAAGUCUGACGAUUUCCCUCAAACUAAGAAGCUUAAAACCAACAGCGAGUCAGCAGUUGGUUCUCAGGUGAAGACUAACGAUGACGACGACGAAGAAGACGAAGAGGAAGAAGUGGAGGACGAAGAGAUGGACGAUGACGAGGUAGAAAAAGAUGACGAACCAGAAAAUACCCAUAACGAUUCCUUGGACGUAGAAGAAGUAGAUGUAAAUCCAAUUGCUGCAUUGUCCAAAGAAGAAGCCGAGCUUGGAGGAACUGAACAAGAAGACGAAGAUCAAGACGACGAAGGUCGAGACAACUCAAGUGACGACGGCGAAAACUAG